This is a messenger RNA of Musa acuminata subsp. malaccensis (wild Malaysian banana), 925 nucleotides long. RefSeq lists its product as uncharacterized. Gene Ontology annotation, molecular function: protein-disulfide reductase activity. NCBI's taxonomy places the organism in Eukaryota, Viridiplantae, Streptophyta, Magnoliopsida, Zingiberales, Musaceae. Gene Ontology annotation, cellular component: cytoplasm. The record is from RefSeq and is a predicted model, not a curated record.
UGUUUGCCAUCCUCCCACUCCCACCCGUCUCCGCUUCCGUUUCCCCAAAGAAUGGCCAUUGCUUAUCGUUCGCCACCGCCCUGCUUAUCGUGCGCCAUACCCUCGGCGAGGGGUCCGGUCGCGUCCGCCUCGCCGUUCCUAGACGACCCCCGGCGCCAGAGUCUGCUGCCGCGUCGGCUCGGUGGAUCGAGGGGGCCGGGGGCUCGAAACCCCUCGAACUUUUCCUCCGUCCCUGUGUCGAGGCGGCGGCGACGGCGGUGGCAGAGCUUGCGCGGCGGCAAGGUGGUAGUUUGUGUGUCUUCAGAUGCUCCUGAAACAAUAACCGCAUCUGCCUGGGACGUUUCUGUUCUUCAAAGUGAUUUGCCCGUUCUUGUUGAGUUUUGGGCUUCGUGGUGUGGACCAUGCAAGAUGGUUCACCGUUUGCUCGACGAAAUAGCACGAGAAUAUGCUGGAAGAAUUAAACUUUACAAGCUCAAUACCGAUGACGAUCCGCAGGUUGCUACUGUUCAUGGCAUCGAUCGAAUUCCCACAGUUCUGCUAUUCAAGAAUGGUGAAAAGCUCAAGAGCAUAACCGGUACUCUGCCCAAGUCCGUAUAUGUGGAAGCCAUCGAGCAGUUAUUAUGACACUGAGGGAGCUACUUCUCCGGAAUCUCAGUUCUAUUCGUCUGGAAUUGUAUUUCUUAACUGCUGCACUCGAGUGCAAAAGCUGGAUGGUCGAAGCAGGUUUUGGUCCGAAAUGAUCUGUUUGUAUAUAUAUUCAUUUUUAUACUUUGCUAGAAAAACUGCAACAUCCAAAAUGUAUGACAAACAAAAAGAAAAGCAGAAAGGAUCACAGUCUAUACACUUACUGGAUCAAAGACAUGGCUAUUUAUUGAGGUCCCUGAAGAAAAAAAAGUAUAAUUCAGAGUAAUCUGAUUCUUUUUCA